This is a messenger RNA of Triticum dicoccoides, 1659 nucleotides long. RefSeq names its product phosphoglycerate kinase, cytosolic-like. The record is from RefSeq and is a predicted model, not a curated record. Gene Ontology annotation, biological process: gluconeogenesis; glycolytic process. Gene Ontology annotation, cellular component: cytosol. Bases 167 to 1372 code for a protein of 401 amino acids. NCBI's taxonomy places the organism in Eukaryota, Viridiplantae, Streptophyta, Magnoliopsida, Poales, Poaceae. Gene Ontology annotation, molecular function: phosphoglycerate kinase activity; ADP binding; ATP binding. The transcript has 7 exons.
GCAGAAGCUCAGCACCUUCCCGUGCCUUUCCUCGAUCGUACUCGAUCACACCGCCGCUUGCUUUCCUCAACUCCACUGCCGUCCCACCCCACCUCGCGACUGAAAUCACCGCCAGCCCGACCGAUCUCUUGCCUGGGGAGGGGAGGGGAGGGAGAGCGAGGAGGAAAUGCCGACCAAGAGGAGCGUGGGCACCCUGGGCGAGAAGGACCUCAGCGGGAAGAAGGUGCUCCUCCGCGCCGACCUGAACGUGCCGCUGGACGACGGCCAGAGGAUCGCCGACGACAACCGCAUCCGCGCCUCCGUGCCCACCAUCAACUUCCUCAUGGGCAAGGGCGCCAAGCUCAUCCUGGCCACCCAUCUGGGCCGGCCAAAAGGUGUCACCCCGAAGUACAGCUUGAAGCCUCUUGUUCCACGCCUGUCUGAGCUUCUUGGAGUUGAUGUUGUGAUGGCGAAUGACUGCAUAGGUGAGGAAGUUGAGAAAUUAGCUACUGCUUUACCAGAUGGAGGUGUUCUACUUCUAGAAAAUGUAAGAUUCUACAAGGAGGAAGAAAAGAAUGACCCUGAGUUCGCCAAGAAACUAGCAUCUGUUGCUGAUCUUUAUGUAAAUGAUGCCUUUGGCACUGCACACAGAGCACAUGCUUCAACAGAGGGAGUUACCAAGUAUUUGAGGCCUGCUGUCGCUGGAUUUCUUAUGCAGAAGGAACUUGACUAUCUUGUUGGAGCUGUUGCCAACCCGAAAAAGCCAUUUGCUGCCAUUGUUGGUGGAUCCAAAGUGUCAACCAAGAUUGGGGUGAUCGAGUCUCUUUUGUCGAAGGUUGACAUCCUCAUCCUUGGUGGCGGUAUGAUUUACACAUUUUACAAGGCCCAGGGGCAUGCUGUUGGGAAAUCUCUUGUGGAGGAAGACAAGCUUGAACUGGCAAACUCUCUUACUGAGAUGGCCAAGUCGAAGGGGGUCUCUCUUUUGCUUCCCACUGAUAUUGUAGUAGCUGAUAAUUUUGCUGCAGAUGCUGAGAGCAAGAUUGUUCCUGCCUCUGCUAUUCCUGAUGCUUGGAUGGGUCUUGACAUUGGCCCAGAUUCUAUCAAGAAAUUCAGUGAAACUUUGGACACUACCAAGACUGUCAUCUGGAAUGGGCCGAUGGGAGUUUUCGAAUUUGAGAAGUUUGCUGCUGGCACCGAUGCGAUCGCGAAAAAGUUGGCUGAUAUCACAGCAAAAGGCGUGACAACCAUCAUCGGCGGUGGCGACUCUGUUGCUGCCGUCGAGAAGGCUGGUUUGGCGAGUAAGAUGAGCCACAUUUCGACCGGAGGUGGCGCAAGCCUGGAGCUGUUGGAAGGCAAGACCCUCCCAGGCGUCCUUGCUCUCGACGACGCAUAGGCUGGUGGCAAGACGUGUUUACCCAGUCGUUGCGCCACUCUGUUGUUCAGACCCUUGGUGUACAGAUGCGAGUGUAUCCUGAAAUAGAAGUAGAGGUUUCUCUGAAGGUUUUGUCAGACGAGCAGUAGUAAAUAAGCUUGACUUCCGUCGCAAUGGGAGCAGAGUAUCUCGCACAAGCAAACCUUUAUUGGUCGAUGUAACAGUGUAGACUUCUGUAAACUGCAUGGCUUGAGCUGUGUUUGUUUUGAGUUCCUUUUGUGAGAAUAAAGGGGUGCCGUUUUCGAGUA